Macrosteles quadrilineatus (aster leafhopper) is the source of this 2901-nucleotide messenger RNA. RefSeq lists its product as uncharacterized. The record is from RefSeq and is a predicted model, not a curated record. The transcript is spliced from 4 exons. The coding region runs from base 1 to 2901 and encodes 966 amino acids. Gene Ontology annotation, biological process: DNA integration. Gene Ontology annotation, molecular function: nucleic acid binding. Lineage: Eukaryota; Metazoa; Arthropoda; Insecta; Hemiptera; Cicadellidae.
AUGGAGUAUGAUGGUCUGAGCGGAAGCGACUCAUACGGCAGCAACCUGCAUGUAACGGCGAUAACGCUGUCCAUAUGUGGAAUGCAGACUAACGUCAACCGUCUACCGAUUACGAAUAACGAACGACACCGACUAGACUACCGCCAACCGGCAACCUGCUACCGCUACCGCUACCAUUUCGUCACUACCGUCUGUCGUGGACCGUCUACCGACUUUCUAUUUAACGCAACCGCUACUGGUAGUCAUGAACCCAAGCCUAAUGAGGCAGCCAAAGAUGGGGUUUCACCUAACCUAACCGGAAAGGUUUCUAUAGAACCUAAUGAGGUUAAGGCAUUAAAACAAAAAUAUGUCUCUGUAUUUAGAGGUGGUCCGGGGGAGAUCAAAGAUGUUGAGGCUAGGAUAGUCUUAAAAGAAAACUAUAUCCCUAAGUUUUGUAAAUAUAGACCUGUUCCGUAUGCAUUGCGUACUUCUGUUGAACAAGAGAUUGAUCGGAUGAUAUCCGAAGGUAUUGCCUACCCUGUUACAAGCUCACAGUGGGCUACCCCAAUAGUAGUUAUACAAAAGAAACAAGGCGUCCGCUUGUGCGGGGACUUUAAAGUUACUCUGAACCAGGUUAUACAGUCAGAACAUUAUCCGUUGCCGCAGCCCGAAGAUAUAUUUGCCUCGUUAGCAGGCUGUAAAUGUUUUUCUGUGUUGGAUUUGGAGGCGGCGUACCUCCAGCUUGCUGUUGCAGAGGAGUCUCAGGAACUUUUGACAUUGGCGACACAUAAAGGUCUCGUGCGGCUACGUCGCUUACCAUAUGGCUUGUCGUCAGCCCCGGCCCUCUUCCAGGCGGCGAUGGACAAGAUAAUUGGAGGACUCCCAGGUACAGUGGCGUACCUGGAUGAUUUGUUGGUUGGUGGAUCAUCCCGAGAGGAGGCUCUAACAAGAUUGGAACAUGUUCUGCAGCGACUUCAAAGCUAUGGAGUUAAGCAGAGUAAACAAUGGGUGUUGUCUACUGAUGUAUUGGUUCACUAUGACGUGCAUAAACCUUUGAUUUUGACAUGUGAUGCGAGCCCACGGGGUGUUGGAGCAGUACUUUCUCAUCUCAUUGACGGUGUGGAAAAACCAAUUGCGUUUGCCUCAAAAUCUUUGAGUGCAAGUGAAAAGAAUUACUCUCAACUUCACAAAGAAGCGUUGGCGCUUGUGUUUGGAGUCAAAAAGUUCCAUAAGUACAUUUAUGGUCGUUCAAAUGUUGUGUUGCAGACAGAUCAUGCGCCUUUGGUUGCCAUUUUUGGAAGUAAGCGAGGAGUGCCGUGUGUAGCUGCGGCUCGUCUUCAACGCUGGGCGUUGAUUUUGUCAGCCUAUAACUUCGAGGUGAAGUACAGGCGAGGGGUGGAUCUCCCUCAUGCUGAUGCCCUUUCAAGAUUGCCGCUGCCCAAUGAUGAGACCAUGGAAUUGGAGGCCAAUCACCUCUCUCACGUGGAAAAUGUGGUGGAAGUAUUUAGCUGCUACAAAUUGGUGAGUGACGACACACCUAUUACGGCUAAAGAUAUUGCUAGAUUGACUGAUAGGGAUCCUGUGUUAUCAAAAGUAAGGGACUUUAUUUGGCACGGUUGGCGUUCAGCCGAUGAACCUGAGUUAAUUGCAUAUUUCAGAAGGAAGGAUGAACUGUCGGUUGACAACAAUUGUGUCGUUUGGGGAGCACGAGUAGUCGUGCCCGAAAAGCUUCGGAGUGCUGUAAUCCGAUUACUACAUGACCAGCAUCCAGGAAUAUCGCGUAUGAAAAUGUUAGCCAGGAGCUACGUCUGGUGGCCUGGUCUUGAGAAAAAUUUAGAGGAAACAGUGUCUACCUGCACUGUUUGUCAGUGCACUAGAAAUGCUGCCGUUAAGGUGCCAUUGUAUCAAUGGCCUAGAACUACCAACAGGUGGCAGAGAAUUCAUAUUGACUAUGCGGAAGAUCCGCAAACUAGACAACAGCUGUUAGUUGUAGUUGACAGUUUUUCAAAAUGGCUUGAAGUAUUUCUUAUGAAAUCAACUACAUCAUUCAAAACCAUUGAAAGAUUACGAACCUUGUUUGCUGCUUAUGGGUUGCCGGAAGAACUGGUAAGUGACAAUGCACCUAAUUUUACGAGUGCCGAGUUCAGGGAGUUUCUGAGUAGGAAUGGUAUAAAAUUCACCUUGUCACCCCCCUAUCACCCUGCGUCCAAUGGCGCAGCCGAAAGAUGUGUGCAAGAGGUAAAGAAAAAUCUGCAGAGGCAAGUGAUAGAAAGUCAAUUGGAAGGUGUUACCUUACAGCAUAAAUUAGACAACUUCCUGUUUGUGUACCGGAACACACCCAGCACAGUAACUGGACUCUCACCAGCCGAGUUGUUUCUCCAAUGGAAACCCAGAACAAAAUUAACCCUACUUAAGCCUAAUUUGUUGUCAGUGAUUGAUAAAAAGAAGGAACAGCAACGUUCAGCUGCAAACAGCAUCCGAGGUGGUGCUAGACAUUUUGGCAAAGGAGAUAAGGUGUGUGUGAAGACGGUCAGAGGGGAGCAUGUGUCCUGGGUUCCGGGAAAAGUGAUGGAGCAAAGAAGCCCUGCGACUUAUGUUGUAAGUGUGUUAGGCAAGGUCCGGUUCUGUCAUGCGGACCAUCUGCGUUCCAGUCUUCUGGGAGACGAAGAGGAGACUUUGGUGGAUAGGCGAAUUCCACAGCCAUCACCAGUCAAGGCAUCACCUCCGGUUAGGCCUAUUUCACCAGUGAAGAUACCUAGCCCUCAGCCAGCGGCGAUAACGCCCUCACAUCAGAGGCGAAGCCUGCCAGAAGCAUCUAGCCCUCUACCAAGACUUGAAGAAAGACAUGAAGUGCAGUCAAGCCCGCAACUUCUUAGACGGUCUCAACGGGCCGUUCGUAAGCCGAGGAGGCUUGAUCUUUAA